AUGGCCUUAGCUGUCGACAGUCGCCAGCAGCCCUCAAUGGGCAACAUGGGCUACGACCCUCUGCGAUACCCGGCACCUCAAUUCACAAACCCUUGGGCUUCUGUCUCUGCAGCACCUUCAGCUCAGCUGUAUCCUACCUCGCUUGCCUCGACAUAUUCGACAUCUACGGCUCCGAAUCCCGCCCUCUAUGCGCCCGCUCCUGCUUCCCAGUACCAAAUGGAUUAUGCGACUAGCAAUAGGGGCCCUUAUCCAUAUGAUACAUCAAGGCGCUCAUCACAUCCGUCAGUACCAUCUGCUGCGUACUUUGAGUCUCCGGUGGAGGCGCAAAGGCAACGCCAGAGCUCUUUGGUUGACUUGAGCAGAAUGAACCAACAACAAGUGCAACGCAACAGCUUCAGCGACGCGCUCGAUGCCAGCCGAGGCAUGGUUGCCAUGAGCCAGGACAUCACGCCCCGCAACAUUUACGGCGGUGCAGCCUCCAACCGGAGCUCGUCAGAUUCUUACGGUUUCCCGGCCACUCAUUCUUCGCAUUCGUCCAUCUCGUCUGCUAGCUACAACCCGGGAUACUACCAAGGAUCAUCCACUGCCGAUUCAUCGGUAACAGACUACAGCUCUGCCUCAGAGUCUGUGGACAACAUGGGUUCCCGCACACUCCCCAGGCCAUCCGCACUUGGAGGACCGAAUCUUCCGCCCGCUCCUCAGUCCAUGAUGGGGCAGUUCAGCUCGAAGGUCUCCUCCAGCUCACAAAAGAAGCACAAGUGCAAGAUUUGUGACAAGCGGUUCACCCGUCCUAGCUCGCUGCAAACGCAUAUGUACAGCCAUACUGGCGAAAAGCCAUUUGCUUGCGAAGUGGAUGGCUGCGGUCGACAUUUCUCUGUCGUCUCCAACUUGCGACGACAUCGUAAAGUCCAUAAGGGCGAACGGGAUCAUCCGUCGCCGGACGACAUGUAA
Molecule: messenger RNA, 951 nt
Organism: Coniosporium apollinis CBS 100218
Lineage: Eukaryota; Fungi; Ascomycota; Dothideomycetes
Exons: 3
Coding region: 1-951 (316 amino acids)
Cellular component (GO): nucleus
Source: RefSeq, a predicted model, not a curated record